Salmo salar (Atlantic salmon) is the source of this 972-nucleotide messenger RNA. It is a transcript of the gene cdn2b, whose product is annotated as Cyclin-dependent kinase 4 inhibitor B. Gene Ontology annotation, cellular component: cytoplasm; nucleus. The record is from RefSeq and is marked provisional. Gene Ontology annotation, biological process: regulation of cyclin-dependent protein serine/threonine kinase activity; negative regulation of cell population proliferation; regulation of G1/S transition of mitotic cell cycle. Lineage: Eukaryota; Metazoa; Chordata; Actinopteri; Salmoniformes; Salmonidae. Gene Ontology annotation, molecular function: protein kinase binding; cyclin-dependent protein serine/threonine kinase inhibitor activity.
AGAGGCACACGCUGCAACAGAGACGGUGAUACAUUGUAGCAGUAGAUUGCAGCGCAUACAGUUAUUUUGAAACAACAAAUGUGGCGACAUUGUAGCAGCAUAGGUUUCAUAUUGAUAUCCAAAAGCUCAUAUUCAACACCUUGGUUUUAGACGAUUUGACGAAACAUUUGUCCCACUGUAAACUCUACAGUCAACAACCUCGCUCUCUUCCUGGUACUGUGUUCUUUAGAGCUCCAAAAGAGCAUGCGCGACUUGGUUAGUUCUGCUGCAGAAUGACGUCAGCAAUUCAAAACACAGGCAAGUCCAGACACACUACCGUCUGAUCGGUCAUACGAUGUACGCUUUAAUUUAUUCUAGCCAACUGACCGAGGAUCUUUCUAUCAGCGUUACAUGCGAAUGAAGCCUGAAAGAGGUAACGUCAACGACUGUUUUGGUUUAUUUCAAAGGAAUAUAAUUUUGCGCGAGAUGUCCGGAUAUUGACAUUGUGAAGCUACCUGUCAAAGGAAUCUGAAGUGCUGGACUGUUAUUGACACGAGCCGAGCGGUGUUAUCUCUGCUCAUGACGAUGCCUCUCGAGGAUGAUCUAGCUUCAGCAGCGGCGACUGGCAACACCGACCGUGUUAAAAUUCUAUUAGGAAGAGGAGUGGACGUCAACGGCGUAAACUGCUUUGGACGGACACCUCUGCAGGUGAUGAUGAUGGGCAGUUCACCAGUGGCGCAGUUGUUACUAAUGCAAGGAGCGGAUCCCAAUAUCGCAGACCGACACACUGGGACAACGCCGUUACACGAUGCCGCCAGGAUGGGCUUUUUGGACACGGUAGAGAUCCUUGUCCAAUUCCUCGCCGAUCCGAAUAGCCGGGACAAUAGGAACUGCCGGCCAAUCGAUUUGGCAAUAGAAAGUGGACAUCGUAAUGUCGUUGCGUUUCUGCAGGCUUUGUGAAAUCAAAGAUACGUUGUAUUUAUUUGUGUGACG